CACGCCUUUGGUUUGGCUGCGGGAAUUUCCUCGGCGAACAGAUCCGAUGGUGUUCUCAUCCGCGAAGGUGCGGCGACGUUCGUGGAGACCUGCCUCCUGAGCGUGCAGAUCGGAGACGUGCGGGAUGUGCAGUUGUGUAUCUGCGCUUUUCGUAGUGUGCCGUGGCGCCGAGUGACCUUUGUGCUGUAUCCGCCCCCCUCGCCGAGUGCGCUCUUGUGGCCGGGCGGGCUCUAUCGCAGCUGCACUUUCGCCGAAAGCGGCGAGGCGAGGCGAGGCGAGGCGGCGCGUGGCGUGGCGUGGCGUGGCUGGCGCGGCGCGGCGAUGACGGCCGCCGGCAAGGACCUGCAGUACUACGAGCGCUUCCUCUUCAACGACGAACGAGAAGACGUCCAGAAAAAGACGUUUGCGAAAUGGAUCAAUUCCCAGCUCAUCAAGAGCAACCAGUCACCUGUAGUGGAUCUGUUCACGGAUCUCAGAGACGGCAACAGACUUCUUACCUUGUUGGAAGUUCUUACUGGAAAAACAUACAAACGGGAGAAAGGCCGCAUGCGGGUCCACCACCUGAACAACGUCAACAAGGCGCUGCAAAUUUUAGAACAGAACAAUGUAAAACUAGUUAAUAUAAGCAAUAAUGACAUAGUUGACGGUAAUCCCAAGCUUACAUUGGGCCUUGUAUGGAGCAUUAUACUUCAUUGGCAGGUCCACUAUCACCUGAAACACUUGAUGUCGGAUCUACAACAAACUAAUUUGGAGAAGGCUCUCCUAGCAUGGUGCAGACGAAAUACGAAAGAAUACGCUGGAGUUGAUGUACGGAAUUUCACCACAAGCUGGUCCGAUGGCUUGGCCUUCAAUGCUUUGCUUCAUCAUUGGAGGCCUCAGUUAUUCGACUUCAAUAACAUUGCUCGCAAGCACCCCAACGCCCGCUUGGAGCACGCCUUCCGCCUCGCGCAGGAGCAACUGGGAAUCGAAAGACUGCUGGACCCUGAAGAUGUGAAUACUUCAGUACCUGAUAAGAAGUCCAUAAUGAUGUAUGUAAUGUGCCUCUUCCAGUCUCUACCUCAUACGGACUUAGAAGUAAGCAGCGUCGAUUUGUCUCUUGGUUCGGAGACAAGUUCAUUACUAUCUCCUGUCGCUGAGGGUAUUGGCACUGUACCUGGUUCACGACCUCUCAGUUUAGCAACAAAUGUGUCAGUUGAGCUAGGUAGUUAUCAAGCAGCUCUUGAAGAAGUUCUUACUUGGCUCUUGGAGGCGGAAGAUAAGUUAAAUAAUACUCCUCCUGUGGAGGGCAACUUAGAGGCUAUUAAAGAGCAAUUCUAUCAGCACGAGGACUUUCUCCGAGAACUGGCUGGGCAUCAAGAAGGGGUUCGUGCUGUUUUGGAGGAAGGUGCACAUAUGGUCUCGGAAGGUGGUUUAUCUCAGGAUGAAGAAGGGGAAGUUAGAGUUCAAAUGAGACUUCUGAAUUCUAGGUGGGAAGAUCUCAGAAUCAAAGCCACCAAUAAACAGAGCCAAAUACAUGCUCUUUUAAGUGAAAGACAGCAGACACAACUCGAUGGAUUACGUCGGUGGCUGACAGCAACCGAAGACAGAAUGUCUCAUUUAGCCGAAGAGGAACAGGCUGGCCUAGGUGGAUUGGAAGGAUUGAAGCGAAGAAUAGAACAGCAUCGAGAACUUCAGCAGGAUCUUCAAAGACAACAGAGUGUAGUGGAUGCACUGAAACAUAUGAUUGUUGUUGUAGACGAUUCCUGCCCAGAAAAUGCGUAUUCUCAGUUAGAAGACCAGCUUACUGCUUUGGGUGAGCGAUGGGCACAUAUCUGCCAGUGGGCUAAGGAGCGCUGGAGUCGCUUACAAAACGGUCAUUCUGCUUGGAUGUCCCUUGCCGACGACUUGGCUAGACUCCAGGCGUGGUUAGAUGAUCGAGAAACAGCACUGAAACAGAUGGAAGCUCAACCCGCGGCUGAAAUCGGAGAAGUGCUCGGACGGAUUGGCAAGCUUCAGGUUUUGCGAAGAGAAAUGGAAGCCCAACAAAAGCGUAUUACACAUCUUCAAGAGAAAGCAUCUUCCUUAGAUGGUGGUGGAACAGAACUCUUGGAAAAAUUAGAAAUACUUCAAGAUCGAUGGGAUGCUUUGGAUCAAAUAAUGGAUGUUCAAGGUCAAAGAAUCAACAAUUCUGGCUUUGAUAUGAGCUGGACUCCUCUAGGAGAUGAUCCUGUUUCUGGCGAUCAAAUUCUUGAUGGUCAUUGGGAGCGAACUACUACCAUAACUACAGUUACCACCAAUGUAGUGUCUAAUAACCAAGAGAUGGUGCAGCACAGUGGGUCUAAAAAGCGUCGGGUAGGUUCAGCCAGUAGACAAGAAUUUCAGUCUGCUCUUCAGCAACAUCAAGUGUGGUUACAACAUGCUGAGGAUACUUUACACAAAGGAUUUACAGAUUUGACAGUAGAUGAACAGCAAAUACUUCUGGAAGAAGUGACAGCUGAAAUGCAAAGCCGCAAACCAGAGAAGCAGAGAGUGCAAACUUUAGGGCAGCAGCUUUUAGAUGAACUUAUGGCAGAAGGUGAAUCUGUCUCUGAGGAAAGAGACCUUCUAACAGAGGUGGAGACUAAAUGGAGUGCUUUACAGACCUUGCUCGAAGACCAGCAACGGAAGGUAUCCUUUCUUAAAGAGAAGCAUCAGUUGGAUGCAGAGUUGACUGGCUUGCAGUUGAUAUUAGAUGGUUAUCAGAGCUGGCUAGAUUCAGCUGUCAAGACCUCAACAACUUCUCCUCCAUCAUCUCCCACUUCAUUGCAGCCUUCAAUUACGCAACAGUUAGAACAGUGCAGAGUGAAACUAAAAUCAAUGAAAUCGCAUGAAGAAAGAGUCUCCCGUAUGAAAAUGAAAGCUUCUGAACUUAUUCAAAAUGAAGCUGCUGGUUCUGAUGCCAAAGACAUUGAAGAAGCGAGUAAUGCUUUUGUAGAGAAAUGGGGAGCUUUGUUAUUGAGGUUAGCUGAGCGACAGACAGAGUUGAGCAAUCAGUUGGAAAGAACACCACCUAGAAAAUAUUUAGAAGCAAUGGAAGCUCUUACACAGUGGGUGCAUGGUGUGGAAGGACUGUUGCUUUCAGAACAUGCUGUGGUGGCAGCAAUUCCUGCAAUGCAAGAUCAGCUGCACAAGUUUCAGGAGUUGCAGAAGACAAUAGAAGAUCAACAACCAAGUUUUCGUUAUGUGAGUACCACUGGACAAGAAUUAAUCUCAAGAGCUGGCAAUGAAGCUCAUGGUCAACGGCUUAGAGCAGAACUUGCAGAGCUGACUGCUCGAUGGAGUGAUUUGCCUGUGAUUCUGGAUGAACGGCAAAAGAAACUUCAGAAAGAUAUUGAAAUGCUUCGACAGUUCAAUGAUGAAGUAGAAGGCCUGAACUCUUGGUUGCAAGAAGUAGAAGCAUUCUUAAAAGCAGAAGAACCUCUUCCUGUAGGCGAUGUGGAUACACUAGAAGCUCAACUUGAACAAUCAAAUGCAUUGCAAGAUGAUGUUGAAACUUUACAACCUAAUCUCAACAAUAUAGAAAGUACUGCACAAAAACUUCUGGACAAUGCAGACACUAAUUUUGCAGAAGAACUGAAAACUCAAUUGAAUGCAAUUAGAGAAAAAUGGAAAUUGGUUGUCUCUGGUGCCAAACAGCAGAACAUUACUCUCAAAACUACUUUAGGAAAGUGCAAGAAGGUUUUAGAAGGUGUUGAUGAAUUCAAGAGCUGGUUGUGCCAAUUAGAAACAGAAAUUCCUGCAGCUUCAUCUGUAACGUCUUCCACUGAACUCUUCCAGUUGAAAGGAAAAUAUCAAGUGUUGAAGGAUAAUAUUGACAAAAGAACUGAAGAAUUUCGAAAUUUGAAUGAAAUGGGUAAUGAUCUUAUGCUAAGUAGUGAGAGCACAUCUGUUCAGGAGUUGGCCAGAAAGUUCACUCAACUUAAUGCCAAGUGGACUGAAGUCACUGACGGUAUAUACAAUAAACACAAAAUUUUGAAAGAAGCAUCAGAUCAAUAUGGAGAAUUCAGAGCUCUUGUAGCACAAGAGAUGGAUUGGUUAGACAAAUUGCAGAAACGACUCAGAAAGUCACCAAAAUCAGCAGCAGAUGCAGAAGAGAUAUCUGAAGAGUUGGAUGAUUUAGAAAAUUAUAUUAGAAAUCAUCCUGAAGCUCGAUUGGCAAAAAUCCAAGAGAUAGGAAGACGACUUGUUGAUGAUGCAGUGAUGCCAGGAACUGUGCAAGCUGACGUUGAGGCUCUGACUCAACGAUGGAGUCAACUUAGUCAGCAGCGACUCGUGGAAGAAUUUGAAACUCAAGAAAGUACUCUUCGUGAAAUGGAGGAACAAGUGAAAACUUACGAGGCUGCAGGAAAACAUGAAGCUGCUGUGAGACUGCAUGAGCAGAUGAUAUUACUACAGCGGCGAUUUGCUGAAGUUCAAGCAAAAUUUGAAAGAUUUAAAUCUCCAUCCAAUAUAGAACCUCGACUUAACAGAGCUAUACGCGAAUUACACAGUAUUGAAGAGGCAAGUUGUCUUCUUGAGCUGGCUUCAGAUGAUCCUGAGGGAAUUGAAGGCCAACUGAAACAUUGCUUGAGGUUCUAUCGGAUGCUCAGCGAUAUCAAAGGAGAAGUGGAAUGUGUUAUAAAAAGUGGACGAAAACUUGUUGAAGACCAUGCUGUCUCUGAGCCUGCACAAUUCAAUGCAAGAAUAGAUACUUUAAAGGAGCUUUACAACAAACUUGGAUCUCAAAUAACUGAUGCAAAAACACAGUUGGACAAUGCACUAGAGCUGUCUAGAAGUUUACAUAGUAAUCUUCCUCAGCUCAGUCAUUGGCUUGAUGAGUUAGAUGCACAUUUGGAGGAGUGUGACAAAGCAGAGAGUUCUCAAGAUUUGGAAGCUGGCAUCACUUACCUUAGAAAGGCUUUGGAUGAAGAGAUACCACAAUGGAACCCUGUGAGAGAUGCUGUUAGAAGUGAUUACAAGAAGUUCUCUUCAUUGUGUGAUUCUGUGUAUUUGGAAGCUCUAAAAGACAGAGUGUCGGAUGUUUUAAAACGUUGGGAUAAAGUAGAACCUAGACUUCGUAACGCAUUACGUGUUCUUCAGGACAAGUUGCUGAAAGGUGAAACUUUACACAAAGAAUUCACCAACAUUUUACAUGAAGUGAAAAGUUCUUUACAAGAUGCAGAAAGCAAAAUAAAAGUAUUGGAUGCUGUCCCCCCUAAUCAACUGUCUGAAAAACAUCUUGCAGAAUGCAAGGCCUUACAAAAUGAUAUGAUAUUAAGGAAAGGACAAUUAGAUGAACUUCGAAGUAGUGUGCAACAAAUUCAUUCAUUGGAUCCAUCUGCUGAAAUGCAACUUGCAGAUGGUGACAAACAAUACAAUGAACUUUGGGCUAGAAUACAGAAUUGGAGUGACAAGGCCACAAUAUUGGCCAAGGGUCAUCCUGAAACCAGCAGAGCUCUUGAUGCUACUAAAACACAAUCACUGCCAUCUUUGCCACCACCUACACCGUCACGAACACCACGAGGAGGUUCAAGGGGGAGAGAGGAGGAACAGAUUUGUAACAAAACAGAGCUCACAACAUCUCUCUCUUCCAAAGAAGCGUCCGAUCAACCACAACAAACUUCUAAUGUUUCGAGUUCAGAGCAAAUGGAAAUAGAUGGUGUUGGGUACUCCAAUCCUGCAUUUGAUGAUUCUGUUCUUGCUACAACUAAACUGGAUUCAGAAGGGGAAGAAAUUACCUGUAUAAGUCGUACAGUGAAACGCAAAGUGGACAUUGGAGUAGUUCCUGAUUUAGUGCCUUCUGUGAAAACCACGGAAUCACUUUGGGGGCAAAUUCAGCCCCAGGUGAAGGGUGAAGAUGAUAGCACUUUUCGACUGGCUGAAGAUAGCGUGUUAUUUUCUCAAGUUUCUUCCAACACACUUGUGCCACAGACAACAAAAUUUGAGGAACACUUAAGAGAGAUGCCUCAGUCACGGAUUCAGUCAUCAUUACAAGAUGAUUCUUGUCGAGUGGUAGAGAUAAGAGAAAUGGAAAUAGUGAAACAUGCUGUAUAUCCUAGGCAAAGCACUGAUGCCACCAUUCACUACGUCUCAGACACUGUAGAAAUGGUGGAAAUAGAAGAUACUGAGACAGAACCUGAGUCUGCCACAGAGACAGACUCUGAAGAUAAGAAAAGCAAGACGGAUGAUACUAAAGAUAGCCAGAGUAGGAAACGAGAUGAAGUGGAUGAUCCUUCUUAUGAUACAGUAAUACCAAAUAAGCGACUUGCUAAAAAAUCUCCCACUCCUCAAAAGAAAGAAACUGAUGAAGAAAUAAUUCGGGUGAGUCCAUCUACCAAAGUUGAUGUGCCAAUUUAUCCUUCUACUCCUGCUAGUAUUGAGAACUUGCUUAAUGAAACGGCUGACACACUUACUCGUGCUGAACCCCGCAAACUGAUUCUGGCUAGCCCUGUUGCAGAGAAGUUGGUCACCCCUACUCCACCUCCUACCCCAACUGCAUGUGCGAGUGAUGCUCCUCCUCCCUCUUUGUGCCUUCAGAUGACAGAUCGCGUUAAUAAAACUGAGCAGAUGACUGUCACUGCAUGGCGUGAUGCUGAGUGUACUUCUAACACAUGCAUGCCAGUUGCUCCAAGGCGUCGGUCAUUGGAAGAAGAAAAUAGAAGUAAAUCUUCUGAGGUAAUUUUGAAGAAAGAAAUAGAAGUAUCUAAAACCUACAAAAUAAUUGGUAAUAUUAGUGAUCUGCAAACACAAUCUUUACCUACUGAAAAAAUGAUUGAAGAAUAUGAAAGCUUUUAUGGUAGUGACAAGGAGACUGACGAUGUAGUGGAGUUCUCAGAUGAUGGUGUGUCUCCUUUGGAACUCGUCAAUGACUCUUCGAGUUCGGAAGAUGAUGAAGGCCCAUCUGUUAUGAGUCAUCUAUUAUCUCAACAGUUGGACAAGGCCUUACUUUCGUCAAGAAAGGAAGCUUUUGCCGGCAAGAAGGAAGAUAAACUCCAAGGAUCCGUGAAGUCUCCUGUCGCUGCGACAAGAAUUCCUAUUCGAACUGUGCCUGCAUCAAAUAAACCCAUAACAUCCUCUGUGGCAGUUGCUACCAGUGCAACUAUGUCUUCCUUUCCGGCGAAGGCUACUCCACAGGCAGCUCCGAGAAGCUCUAGCUCAAUUUUGCGGGGCACUGUGCCUCCUCUCUUAGAGAGAGAAAUUUUGGAGUUCGAGCAGGCUGCUCAGCAGAUGCUUCGACGCAUGGAUGUGAUGUUGGUCACUGUCAAGGGAGUUAGUGAUGAGAAAGAUCCUGUUAAGAGGCUAGAGUUGAGAAAACAUCAAGCUCAACAAGCAGAAGAAAAAUUGAGGGAAUUUAAUUAUUCUGUCUCAGCUUUGGAACCCUGGUUAAGAGAUGCCCGCCGACGUCUUGAAUUAGCUAACAAUGAUGAAGGGCAGUUACAGCAGUUGCAAGAGGAGUUCGAACAGAAGCAGAAAGAAUUUUCAGAGCUAGCAGAGCAAUCUGCAGAACUUGCAGCACUCAAUGUAAGGCACGGUGAAGCAUCUGUACAUGACAUUCAGACUCGAUGGCAGGAUGUUCAUGAUAGAUUUCAACAUUUCAAAAAAGAAGGUCUUGACAAAACAAAGGUGGUGCCUGAUACUAAAAGUACAAUGGAUACAAAUGGAACUCAAACAGCAGAUUUUGUGACACGAGUCAAUAAGGUGCGUGAAGCAGUGUCAACAAUAUCUCGCCAACUGAAUUCAUUUCCUUUGAGUGGAAGAGAUUAUGAUGGAUAUCAACAACAAGAAGAGUACCUCAAGAGAGUGAAAGAAGGAGUAGCUGCCCUAAAACCAAGUGUUGAUGACAUCGAUCGUUGGCUCAAAUGCAGAGAUACUUGGGUUAGUUUACACAGUAAUUGUCAAUCUUUUGAUGACUGGCUAACCAAUGCAGAAUCCAUGAUAACUGAAUGGCGUAGCUGUGAUUUUCCUUUGGCGGAAGCAAAAAUAAAACAAAAGGAGCUUGAGAAGCAAGUCACUAUGCGCACAAGAACCAUGUCAAAUAUGAACAUGGCAUGUCGGGAGAUAAUAUCACAAGGUCUUUGUGAUCAUAGAGAGUAUGUUGAAUGUAAAUUGGCAUCUUUGAAACGAUACACAUUGUCAUUAGAUGCAAUAAUAGCUUGGAAUUCUGUAUAUGACAGAGAGAUGGAAGUGAAAGAAGUAUUGGAAAAUUACAAUAAUCUGGAAAAGGAAUGUGAAGGUGCUAGACAGCCUGUAUCUGUUGAACUUCAGGAGAAGGUCAAGAAACUGCGAGAAGACUGGCAUUACGUGAAAAGCAGGGGAGAGGUACCCAUAACCGCCCAAGAAUCAAUUGUCACACCAUCUAUCAAAACAGUUACAUCUCCACCACUGAGAUCUUCUCCACUAGUUACUUCAAAUAUCAGCUCUGUGAAACCUGUCAGUUCAUCACCAUCAGUUCAUGCUGGUGAGCGUUUUGUGGAAGGAUAA
Molecule: messenger RNA, 8478 nt
Organism: Gryllus bimaculatus (two-spotted cricket)
Lineage: Eukaryota; Metazoa; Arthropoda; Insecta; Orthoptera; Gryllidae
Source: the annotation of a GenBank genome assembly